Tetranychus urticae (two-spotted spider mite) is the source of this 1466-nucleotide messenger RNA. RefSeq lists its product as uncharacterized. Gene Ontology annotation, molecular function: carbohydrate binding; catalytic activity. The record is from RefSeq and is a predicted model, not a curated record. Gene Ontology annotation, biological process: carbohydrate metabolic process. Lineage: Eukaryota; Metazoa; Arthropoda; Arachnida; Trombidiformes; Tetranychidae.
UUACAUCGAAGAUCUCACCAAGAAUCUGGUUAAAGCUCAAGAUUGACACACGCAUCAAAACUAUCCUUUGGUGCUUUUAAGGUUUAAGAAUGAUUGUGAUUACCUUUUUUAAACACAACUGUCCAAUUACCUUUCUGAGUUUACAUUGUAAACGUUGCAAAAGGUGAAUAGCGUAUCAUUUCUCGUUACAACCGUUGAUUUGUAGUUACAGAGAUUUCGAUAGUAUUGGAAAGAACAUCGAUAUAACAGUUGAGGAACAUAAAUGCAUAAUAAAUGCAUUCAGUAAAGGUUUGAUGUGUUUGUAUGUUAUCAUUUCAGGUCAUCUCUUUAAAGUUUCUUGUUUUUACCCUAAAUUCAUUUACACACCAGUUUAAAUGACGAUGCUCCAUGAGAAUGAAUUGAUUAACAUCGAGGAGGAUAUGAUCCUCCAGCCAGGUUUUAUGUUGCGAAGAUUUACCUUGAACAAUCGGAUUAACGGUCUCAAAGUGUCCAUUGUGAACACUGGUGCUGCUGUCCGUAACAUACAAUUAGGUGAAAAAAAUGAAAUUGUGAGACUUUUCGGAAAUAAUAAUUUGAUUGACUGGAAUCCUCAUGUAUUGGGCUUAGAUACUCUUUUGCUUAACUCUAAUUCCAAUUCGCUAAUGUAUCAACUCACCACUGAAAAUGAAUUGAUUACUAUUGGUAAAUUUCGAACCGCUCAACAACAGGCAGACAUUGUGGCUCCAUUUUAUUUCAAUCUUAACUCUGACUCUGACUGUAUUGAUGGACACCUCCUCCAUGUAAAAGCUGUUUCAGCUGAUCCAGAAUCUGAACAAACACCUUGGUUAAGCCCUGUCACUGAACAGUUUGUUGAUAUAAUGGGACCCGAACCAAGAAGUUUAGAAGGCUGUGCUGAUCUUCAAAGCAAUAGUUAUGACAGUAUUUACGCAGCAACCGGUGAUAAAUUUACACAGCUUAUCGUGAGGCUGUCUUAUGGAACGAAAUCAGUUGAAGUGAUAAUUAAAAGCAACUCCCAGGCAAAUGUAAUGAUGGACAAUAAUACCAACACUAUCACCUGUCGAACACGAUUAAGGAUAAGACGAAGUGGCAUCAGCAUAAUGCCUUAUAUGAUGUCAGAAUAUCAUUGUGUGUACAAGUUUUCAUGGUAAAAGGUUCUUUUGACCUUUUGACCUAACGAAGAAACCUUUUUUUUAAUUAUAUUGACAAAUACCAAAUCAUAGAGCCAAUAUUCCAUAAUUUCAAUCAGACACAUCAUAAUCAAUUAUAUCAAGUAUGUUGACUGAAACUACAGAUUAAAGAUUUUCUUUUUGAGUGGCCUAACAAUCUUUAUUUACUGAAGUUUUAUUCCUUAUUAGCUUUGAUAUUAAUGAACCAGCAAUCAACUCACUUUGAAGGAUAAAGAGAUAAAUGCACUUAUUCAAUUAAAUUUUCUCUAUUCCUGAAUUCAUUAAAGUUUUUUUAAUUGA